This is a messenger RNA of Hippopotamus amphibius kiboko, 441 nucleotides long. It is a transcript of the gene IQCF6, whose product is annotated as IQ motif containing F6. Bases 1 to 441 code for a protein of 146 amino acids. Gene Ontology annotation, molecular function: calmodulin binding. NCBI's taxonomy places the organism in Eukaryota, Metazoa, Chordata, Mammalia, Artiodactyla, Hippopotamidae. The transcript has 2 exons. The record is from RefSeq and is a predicted model, not a curated record.
AUGGACACACAAAAUGUGAGUGAGGCCCAUUUAGGAGGGAUCUGCCCAGUGGAUAAUGAGCAGUGUCUAAAGUUAGAGAAGGCAGCCAUAAAGAUUCAGUCAUGGUGGCGUGGCAACAUGGUACGCCGGACGUUACUGCAUGAAGCACUCAGGGCCUGGGUCAUCCAGUGCUGGUGGAGGUCGAUGCAGGCCAAGAUGCUGGAGCAAAGGCGGCGCCUGGCACUAAGACUCUACACCUGCCAGGAGUGGGCAGUGGUGAAGGUACAGGCACAGGUUCGAAUGUGGCAGGCCCGGAGACAGUUUCUCCAGGCACGCCAAGCGGCCUGCAUCAUCCAGUCUCACUGGCGCUGGCAUGCCAGCCAAACCCAAGGCCUGAUCCGGGGCCGCUAUGAGGUCAGAGCCAGCCGGCUGGAGCUUGACAUCGAAAUCCUCGUGACCUAG